AUGGAGCUUACCUCCGAAAAUGUGUCUGAAAAGGACCAUCAACUACCGCCGGUCGAAAAUACAUCUAACCUCUUUAGCAUAAUAAUCGUGUCCUCAAUAGCCGCCGGCCUUCAGUUCGGUUGGGCUUUACAACUCUCUCUUUUAACACCCUAUGUUCAACUUUUAGGUAUUCCCCACCAAUGGUCAGCAUACAUCUGGCUAUGUGGGCCAAUCUCCGGCUUAAUCGUCCAACCGCUGGUCGGUUACUACAGCGAUCGAUGCACAUCCCGGUUUGGCCGCCGCCGUCCGUUCAUCGUCGGUGGUGCCUUCUUCGUGGCCAUAGCCGUCUUCCUCAUCGGAUUCGCCGCCGAUAUCGGAUACCUUGCCGGAGACAUCUUGGAGCCUGGAAAGCCCCGACCCCGAGCCAUAACCGUGUUCGUGGUCGGAUUUUGGAUCCUCGACGUGUCAAACAACACGUUGCAAGGACCCUGUCGAGCUUUUCUCGGAGAUUUGUCUGGAGGAGACCCUAGUAAGACGAGAAGCUCAAUGACGUGUUUCUCGUUCUUCAUGGGGGUAGGGAACGUGUUGGGUUACGCAGCCGGAAGCUAUGAUAAGAUUCACAAGUUGUUUCCGUUUUCUCAAACUCACGCGUGCGAUCUUUAUUGCGCAAACUUAAAAAGUUGUUUUUUCUUGACUAUAAUCCUGUUGGCUUCUGUAACCAUAAUAGCACUCAUAUUGGUUCCAGACAAGCAAUGGACCCCACCAGAAAAUGCCGACGAAUCAGCUGAAAAGGACGGUGGUUGCUCGGUGCCGUUCUUCGGAGAACUAAUAGAUGCUUUGAAGAUCUUACCUAGGCCCAUGUGGUUCCUUCUAGUGGUGACAUUUGUAAAUUGGAUGGCAUGGUUUCCCUUUAUUCUGUAUGAUACAGAUUGGGUUGGGAAAGAAAUCUACGGUGGGAAAGUCGGAGAUUAUGUUUAUGACAAAGGAGUUCACGCCGGUGCAAUGGGUUUGUUGCUGAAUUCGGUGGUUCUUGGAUUUAUGUCACUAGCGAUUGAACCUUUAGGUCGUGCCCUCGGAAACGUUAAGUAUCUUUGGGGGAUUGUAAAUCUUAUUCUCGCAUUAUGCAUGGGAAUGAUUGUGGUCGUGACAAAGAAGGCCAAAGAUUGGCGUCAAUUUGCUACAUUGCACGGUAUCGAUAUUUCAAAGACGGUGCCUCCAAAGGAGAUUAGGUUUGGUGCAAUGGCUAUCUUCAUGACUCUUGGAAUCCCUCUUGCGGUGACUUUCAGCAUACCAUUUGCCAUGUCCAACAUUUUAUCCGGACCAGGAAUUGGAAAUGGUCUAUCUUUGGGAGUGGUGAACCUAGCAGUUACCCUUCCCCAGAUGUUUGUGUCAUUCACAAGUGGACCAUUGGAUAACAUGUUCGGCGGAGGAAACUUGCCGGCGUUUGUGUUAGGUGGCAUUGCUGCCGUGAUUAGUAGCAUUUUGGCUUUAAUUUUGCUCCCUUCUCAAAAAAACAAGAUCCCAACCAUAACCGGUGGUGGGUUUCAUUGA
This is a messenger RNA of Impatiens glandulifera, 1530 nucleotides long. Its product is annotated as sucrose transport protein SUC8-like. Gene Ontology annotation, molecular function: sucrose:proton symporter activity. Gene Ontology annotation, biological process: sucrose transport. Bases 1 to 1530 code for a protein of 509 amino acids. Gene Ontology annotation, cellular component: plasma membrane; vacuole. NCBI's taxonomy places the organism in Eukaryota, Viridiplantae, Streptophyta, Magnoliopsida, Ericales, Balsaminaceae. The record is from RefSeq and is a predicted model, not a curated record. The transcript is spliced from 4 exons.